AUGCGCUCGCAAGGUAUCAUCUGGCCACUCGCCUGCUGCCUCUGGCUGCUGCUGCUCCUUCCGCUCCGGAUCCGCUCCCAGUGCGUUGAUACGGGCGAGCCGGGCUGCCGGCACCCGGCGGAGGUGGGCAUUCCACAGCGCUACUGCCUCGAUCCAACCAAGUACUGGCUCUGCUCAGCCCUCGGCCUGACGGCAGCGCUGAGGAAGUGUCAGGCCAACACUGGAUUCGACCAGGAUCUCAACGCCUGCGUGCCAUGGCCUGCCUGGGUGUGGCAACCGUGCAUAGAGCCGCCCAGUCGUCCGCCGGGCUUUAUACCUUGUUGA
Drosophila serrata is the source of this 324-nucleotide messenger RNA. RefSeq lists its product as uncharacterized. The record is from RefSeq and is a predicted model, not a curated record. NCBI's taxonomy places the organism in Eukaryota, Metazoa, Arthropoda, Insecta, Diptera, Drosophilidae. Gene Ontology annotation, molecular function: chitin binding.